GCCCCUGAGUUGGCCACCUAUUCAGCAAGGACCCCAGGCCGGGAGCAGCGGGGUCGGUGACAUUGAGGAAGAUGGAGCGAACAAUGUGAGGGGAUAUCGGUGGCAUCCUGCGUUCUACAUCAGCAGCCAGUCUUUAAUGCUAGAAGUUGGACGUGACCUUUUAUACUUGGUGAAUACACAGCCAAUGCAAUCAUGUUUUUGUAUAACCUGACUCUGCAGAGAGCAACUGGCAUAUCGCAUGCCAUUCAUGGGAACUUUUCAGGCACCAAAAUGCAGGAGAUUGUUGUGUCUAGGGGAAAGAUCUUGGAGUUGCUCCGUCCAGAUGCAAAUACCGGAAAAGUUCAUACAUUGCUGACAGUGGAGGCCUUUGGGAUAAUUCGUUCUUUGAUGGCCUUCAGGUUAACUGGAGGUACCAAAGAUUACAUCGUAGUGGGUAGUGACUCUGGUAGGAUUGUUAUUCUGGAGUAUCAGCCAUCCAAGAAUAUUUUUGAUAAGGUCCAUCAGGAAACCUUUGGCAAGAGUGGAUGUCGGCGUAUUGUACCUGGGCAGUACCUGGCAGUUGAUCCAAAAGGUCGUGCUGUUAUGAUAGGUGCCAUUGAAAAGCAAAAGCUGGUCUACAUUCUGAACAGAGAUGCUGCUGCUCGCCUCACCAUCUCCUCCCCUCUGGAAGCACACAAAGCAAAUACAUUGGUGUAUCAUGUGGUCGGCGUGGACGUGGGGUUUGAAAAUCCUAUGUUUGCUUGUCUUGAGAUGGACUAUGAGGAGGCAGAUAGUGAUCCCACUGGUGAAGCAGCUGCUAACACUCAACAGACGUUGACAUUCUACGAGUUGGAUCUGGGUCUGAACCAUGUUGUGAGAAAGUACAGUGAGCCUCUGGAGGAGCAUGGCAACUUCCUAAUUACAGUUCCAGGAGGCUCUGAUGGACCAAGUGGUGUACUCAUCUGUUCUGAGAACUAUAUCACUUAUAAAAACUUUGGGGACCAGCCAGACAUCCGAUGCCCCAUCCCCAGGAGGAGGAAUGACCUGGAUGACCCUGAGAGAGGAAUGAUCUUUGUCUGCUCUGCCACGCAUAAAACAAAGUCCAUGUUCUUCUUCCUGGCACAGACUGAACAAGGUGACAUCUUCAAAAUUACUCUGGAAACGGAUGAGGACAUGGUGACUGAAAUCAGGUUGAAGUAUUUUGACACCGUUCCUGUGUCAACUGCUAUGUGUGUACUGAAGACUGGAUUCCUCUUUGUUGCAUCAGAAUUUGGCAACCAUUACCUUUAUCAGAUUGCACAUCUAGGAGAUGAUGACGAUGAGCCAGAGUUCUCCUCAGCCAUGCCCUUAGAGGAGGGAGAUACAUUUUUCUUUCAGCCACGACCCCUCAAGAAUCUGGUACUGGUGGACGAGCUGGACAGCCUUUCACCAAUUCUAACAUGCCAGAUUGCUGAUCUGGCUAAUGAAGACACACCUCAGUUAUACGUUGCCUGUGGGAGAGGGCCGCGGUCAUCAUUGAGAGUCUUGCGGCAUGGUCUUGAGGUAUCAGAAAUGGCUGUUUCAGAACUGCCUGGUAACCCAAAUGCUGUAUGGACUGUAAGACGACAUGUGGAAGGUAUGGCUUGAAUAAUGCGUGGAGCAGAAAUCCUUUUGGUCAUGUGAAGUAAUGUUCACCCAGUCAUGUCUGACAAGUGCAUUGUACUGGCAACUAAUCAAAUUCAUGUAAUUUCUAGAAAAAUAUAUUUGUAAGAAAGCAGUAAAUCUGGUCUCAUUGCCAUGUUGCAUCAGUGAGCAUGCACUGUUUAACUCAUUGAGCCACAACCCACAAGUGCAGGUUUUGUUUUUUUAACUUUUAAUGUUUUACUUCCUCAUUAAGUAGAACUAUGUACAGCAAUUUAAAUAAAAUGUACAUAAAACAAGCACAGAAACAGCUAGAAAACAGAAAAAGCAGCUUGGUUGUAUGGAGGAUUGUUCACUGUUUGCCAUUCUUUUACUUUCUCUCAUCACCUCAACUUGCAUAUUUUGUUAGCUAUGACCAAGUUCCAAAAUUGAUUGAAGACUGAAGAAUUAAACACUUCUGAACUGCAGUGCAGUUCAAAUCUAUAGAUGUCAAAAACAUAUGUAGUCCUUUAUUUUCGAAAGUUACAGGUGGAUUAACCCAAGUAAUAUUGAUCUGGCACUGAAACACGUUUCAGGUCAGAUUCUCUUCCAUCUGAAAAUCUUGCAUUUUUGAAGAAGAUGAUGAAUAUAGUUUCUUUUAUUUAAAUGUAUUCAUUUCCACUCCUGGAAGUUUGCAUUGAUUUUCAUUUCAGUGGGAGUUUUUUCCACCUUUUUUCCACCGCUUUCUUAAUAGCGCUUGCUCAUAUUAGAGUAUGGUUCAGUUCCACAGGUACUGACAGUUCUCCACUCUUGCCUAUAUGGCCUUUAUUCAUGUACCAGUUAAAUAGUUGUCAGUAGUACUGCACAGUAUGGUAUUGCGGUGCUGACAUAAUCCUGCUUUUGUCCAGAAUCUGUGCACUUACACUUUUUAGCUUCUGCCACUAUGUGGCAGGAAUGACUGAGCUAUUGGUAGAAUUUCUCUCUCUAGCACAGUACAUUUCACUAGGUGGUUGUAUUCUUUGCCGUCCUCUAGAGGUUAGGUAACUAAGUGCAAAUUGCUGUGAAUUCUUUCAUUGUGUUUCUUGUAAUUUGUGACGUACAAAUAUGCAAACUGCAAUAAUGAUUUCUUGGGCUGGGCACAUCCUGUAAAUGAUCAAACCCUGUGAAAGUUGAAUGGUCCUGGUUAUGUUUUACAAAUUAGAAUAAUUGAUAAUCACUGAUUCCAGACUGUAACCCAGAAAUAUUGGGAAAACUUUGGGUAGAAGAUUACUUUUGCGAUAUGUGUAAAUUUGCCAGGAUUUGGUUGGGAGUGCAUUAAACCUCCCUACAAUAAUCCUAAUGCUAGUAGAUGUUACCAUAAUGGAAAAGCUGAA
Molecule: messenger RNA, 2951 nt
Organism: Rhincodon typus (whale shark)
Lineage: Eukaryota; Metazoa; Chordata; Chondrichthyes; Orectolobiformes; Rhincodontidae
Product: splicing factor 3B subunit 3
Exons: 12
Coding region: 193-1605 (470 amino acids)
Biological process (GO): mRNA splicing, via spliceosome
Cellular component (GO): nucleus; U2 snRNP
Molecular function (GO): U2 snRNA binding; protein binding
Source: RefSeq, a predicted model, not a curated record